CUUCCAUCCGUUCAGUGCAGAAUUGACCCGUCACACAAUUCUCGUCUCGAACGGCGCGUACGCUUCAUCUCCUACCAUUCCUCCUCCCUGCCUAUUUCUUCUCUUCGACGAGCUCGACUUGCUGAGGGAGUGUGCGCUGCUACUGCUGCUACUCGUCGCCACUCAAUGCAUGCGCUGUGAAUCUUCCGAUGCGUGCCUUCGCGCCCAAGAGCCUGGUGCGUGCCACUCCACUGCUGCCAGAGCGUCGUGUCCUUGCGCGCGCGCCGUCCUGGCCAGAGAGCAGCCCCGGCCUGCGAAGACGACUGCUAGUCAAGGUGGGCACCAACAAAGAGCCGGGCUUGAAGGAUGCGUGGUUCAGUCGUACCGGCCCACUUGGGUCGCCGCCCGGUGAGGAAGGACAGGAUAACUGCUUAGACUACAAGAAAAACGAUGAGCGGACUGUGAAGCUGGGCAAAACCAUACGCAUCCUACAGGAACGCCUGCCAUCGCUGCUAAUCACGCCCUUGCCACAGGAGAUUCUGUCACCACAGAUUACGCUCCGACUCUUCCCCUCGACGCAUCCACACCUACCGACCGUGACGGGCAAGAUCGCAUACACGGCCGCGCUGUGGACUUCGCCCGUGGCAUGGGGCCGCGUGCCUGUGCUAGGUAAUGUGAAGCUUAUCAUCCUCUCGGAGCGCAUGGUGAAGACGGGUUGCGGCCCUACCGCGACAGCGGGACAGGAGAAGCUCAUCGUGCGCUGGAAGACAUGUCCGAAGGGCAAGGCCAACGGCGUUGUAUCCAGCAUUGACAAGAUUGCCGAGUGGGUUGGAGGGGACGACGGCCGCGCUGUGGACAAGGACAAAGAGUUUCACGGUAUUUUCAUGUUCGAGUUUGACGAGGAAGGCCGCAUCCUCACGCACGUCAUUGAACAUGCUGAAGAGGGCGGUCUGUGGGAUCGCACGACAAAGGUUAUCUCGGUGACGGAUUGGUUGCUGGGCCGGGCUUGGGGAAAGAAGGAGGAAGAACAGCCUGGCCUUGCGUUAGGAUGUCUAGAGGGAGGCACGCGUAGGGACAGGCGGUGAUGUUUGAAUGUGUACGAUAGGUGUGAUGAUGGUCCAACCCUGCCUUACGGGUAGAGGACGUGCUUGUGUUUCUGCAUUCUCGUGUGUUCUCAAAUUGCAAAGGGAUGAUGCAUGGCGUUCUAGCGAAGUGCUUCUUGGAGUUGGUAGGUCGCGCUACGCUUUCUUCUCUUGCUCCUGGGACGGAUGGGGCGGGAAAGUGCAGCUUUGGCAUCUCUUGUGGUAACCUCUCGCCUCCAAAUGUGCGAUUUUGAGAGAAGAAGAAAUAAUGGAAUCACAAACAUCUUCGCUCAUCGAGUUUUGACUUUGGGACAGUACAUACAACCGGAACAUUUGCUACUCUCAUUGAGA
This is a messenger RNA of Verruconis gallopava, 1412 nucleotides long. RefSeq lists its product as uncharacterized. Lineage: Eukaryota; Fungi; Ascomycota; Dothideomycetes; Venturiales; Sympoventuriaceae. The transcript is spliced from 2 exons. The record is from RefSeq and is a predicted model, not a curated record. The coding region runs from base 189 to 1064 and encodes 291 amino acids.